Molecule: messenger RNA, 1378 nt
Organism: Haplochromis burtoni (Burton's mouthbrooder)
Lineage: Eukaryota; Metazoa; Chordata; Actinopteri; Cichliformes; Cichlidae
Product: glutamic acid-rich protein
Exons: 11
Coding region: 95-1378 (427 amino acids)
Biological process (GO): positive regulation of transcription by RNA polymerase II
Molecular function (GO): DNA-binding transcription activator activity, RNA polymerase II-specific; RNA polymerase II cis-regulatory region sequence-specific DNA binding
Source: RefSeq, a predicted model, not a curated record
UAUUUUUUCCAGUGUAACUGAAAAGUUAAGUUUCAUUUUCCUGUUCUGGAACAACAUCUGCUAUCUAGUCGGCGACAGAGAUUAAAAUUACAAAAUGGAAGAAGGAAGAACUAGCCUGAAGAAAAGAAAGAGAGUCACGGAUGAGAAAGAUGACAAGAACCUCUGGCGUGUAAAAUGUGGAGACAAAAAGGGUUGGAUGGAUGUAGAGAAGUUGAGAAAAGGUAAGGAUUGUAUUGAGUUUGAAGGCUCCUUUUACAGUCCACCUGAGUUUGAGAAGCUUGCAGGAAAAGAUUCAUGUAGAAAAUGGAAGUCAUCUAUUUACCACAAGAAAGCUCCUCUGCACUUUUGGUUCAAGAGAGGUGAUCUAACCACUACAGGAUAUAGACAAAAAAAAAGAAAACGACAAUCAUCAGACCUUGAGUCCCAGGACCUCUUAACAGAGCUGCUGCAUUUUGGGUCCCAUCUUCAACUCCACACGUCCGCCACCCCGGACACGACAGAAAAUGAGGAUGGAGAAGAGGAUGAUGAGGAUAUGGAUGAAGAUGAUGUAUGGGCAGAUAAAUGGGAAGAUAAAGAAGCUACACAGAUUUCUAUCUCUUCUUCUGAAGAAGAGAGUGAGGAAGAUCAUGUUAAAGAUAUAGAUGACGAUGGAGAAGAGGAAGAUGAGGAUAUAGAUGCAGUUGAUGUCGGUAACGAUGAGCCAAGCACUGAGGAAGAUGAGGAUGAAGAAAGUGAUAAUGAUGAGGAUGAGACUGUGCCUGCUGUUGCCUCUAACCAUACUGGCAGCAGUGGUAUCAUAGCGAGUGUAACACCUAUGAUGAAAGAAGUAAAGGGUAUUGUUAACAUCCCUCCUGAGAAGAGUACACAUCAUCCUGACAUGCCAAGAUCUGAAGUCAUUGGAAAUAACAGAGAUGUGGCACAAAACACAGCAAUCAAACAGCUGAAUGUUAAGAAACAACCUGAAGAGAAACUGAAGAAGACAACAACAAGCACAAUUUCAAUACCUGGGAAACUUGCCCUGAAGAUUAAAGAAGCUUAUGGUAUCGUUAAUAGCCUUCCUGAGAAGACUAGACAUCAUCCUGACACGACAAGAUCUGAAGUCAGUGGAAAUACCAGAGAUGUGGCAACAAACACAGCAAUCAAACAGCUGAAUGUUAAGAAAGAACCCCAAGAGGAACUGAAACACAAGGAAGAUCGUGUUAAAGAUCAAGAUGAAGAUGAAGAACAAGAAGAUGAGCACAUGGAUGAAGAUGUUGUUGGUGAUGAUGAGCCUAGCACUGAGGAAGAUGAGGAUGAAGAAAGUGAUAAUGAUGAGGAUGAGACUGUGCCUGCUGUUGCCUCUAACCAUACUGGCAGCAGUGGUAUCAUAGCAGACUGA